Felis catus (domestic cat) is the source of this 423-nucleotide messenger RNA. RefSeq names its product 60S ribosomal protein L23a-like. NCBI's taxonomy places the organism in Eukaryota, Metazoa, Chordata, Mammalia, Carnivora, Felidae. Gene Ontology annotation, biological process: ribosomal large subunit assembly; translation. Bases 1 to 423 code for a protein of 140 amino acids. Gene Ontology annotation, cellular component: cytosolic large ribosomal subunit; ribosome. Gene Ontology annotation, molecular function: structural constituent of ribosome. The transcript has 2 exons. The record is from RefSeq and is a predicted model, not a curated record.
AUGAACUUGCUUUCACCGCAAACACCCAAUGCUGUGCUUCUGCGGAUUCAUCCCUCCGACAGGUCUGCCUCCCUCCCGGUGCCACAGGGCUCCUCCAGAAGUGGACAACUGAAGGCAAAACGGCCCAAAUAUCCUCAAAAAGGUGACCCCAGGAGAAGCAAAUUUAACCAUCAUGCCAUCAUCAAGUUCACCUUGACUACUGAGUUAGCAAUAAAAAAACCAGAAGAUAGAAACACACUUGUGUUCAUCGUGGAUGUCAAGACCAAUAAGAACCAGAUCAAGGAGGCUGUGAAGAAGUUCUAUGACGUUGAAAUGGCCAAGGUCAACACCGUGAUCAGACACAAAGGAGAUAAAAAGGCAUAUGUUUUACUGGCUCUUGACUUUGAUACUUUGGAUGUUGCCAACAAAAUUGGGGUCAUGUAA